CAGCAGGCCAGCGCCCAGCACCAGUCUUGCUUUUGCCUCUGAUGGAAUUGGUGCCGGAUCGCUUGCUAAACCCCAAAUUAGAUGUUAUCCCCAUACCUCCCCACUUGAAGUUCCAAAUUUCUGGAUUUUGCUUGCUGCAGGUCUCGCAUCGCUGUCUCGCCGUUGGCUGUUUGUCCCGUCUCUUGUCCUUUCCUUUUCUACGGCAAGCGUACAUGGACAAACAAGACAUCUAUCCCAUUUCUUCUAUAUCUAAAGCCCACAUAUAAACCAUCUUUUCUCCAAGUCAUUGCUAUCUUUUAUGGUCUGAAUCCCUCCAUUGAAACCCUGAUUCGCGCAAUCGCCCCGCCACAGCGCUCAUCUCUUCCGCUGCUCAACCUAUUUCUAUACGUACCAGGGCACCUCGGCAGCUGCACAGCUGUGCCUAUGGGCGAAUCAUGACUCCUUCAAUCGAUAAUCUCCGAUGCCAGACACAGCAGACCUCAAGUUCCGCUAAGCCGAUUCCGAUCCGACAUGUCACAGAAGGCUCAGCAAUCAGUGAUUCCGUCCACGUGCAGAGGACGGAGGAGCUGUUGCGGCUUCCCCAUGGGAAGGUGACCAAAGUGUGCUGUAUUGGAGCGGGCUACGUAGGCGGUCCCACCAGCGCCGUAAUGGCGAACAAGAACCCGGACCUGCAAGUAACGGUCGUAGAUCUUAGCAUCAAGAGAAUAGAAGCAUGGAAAUCGGAUCAACUACCUAUUUACGAGCCGGGUCUGCUCGACGCCGUGAAAUUAGCAAGAGAUGGCGAUGGUGGCCGCAAGCCGAACCUGUUCUUCUCCACCGACGUCGACACGGCGGUCCGAGAGGCGGAACUGAUCCUCGUGAGCGUGAACACCCCGACCAAAAUCACUGGCACCGGCGCCGGCCGCGCUUCCGAGCUCAGCUAUUUCGAGUCGGCUGUCCGGACCAUCGCAGAGGUGGCGACCACCGACAAGAUCAUUGUCGAGAAGAGCACGGUGCCAUGCCGGACGGCUGAGAAUAUGCGCGAGAUCCUCUCCGCCAUCGGUCAUCCCGGCGUGAACUUCGAAAUCCUUUCCAACCCCGAGUUUUUGGCUGAAGGGACGGCCAUUCCCGAUCUCAUGGAGCCGGACAGGAUUCUGAUCGGAUCGUUAAACACGGCGGCUGGCCUUAGUGCCGCCGCUGCGUUGGCGGAUGUAUACGCCGCAUGGGUUCCGCGGGAAAAUAUUAUCACGAUGAACACGUUCAGCUCCGAGUUGGCGAAGCUGGCUGCGAAUGCGCUCCUUGCUCAGCGGAUCAGCAGCAUCAACGCUCUGUCUGCCGUAUGUGAAGCGACCGGUGCAGAUAUUGAAGAGGUCUCAUAUGCCGUUGGCCUUGAUACCCGUAUUGGCCGCAAGAUGCUGAAAGCGUCAGUCGGAUUCGGCGGAUCAUGCUUUAAGAAGGACGUCCUCUCCCUCGCCUACAUCUCCGAGACUCUCCACCUACCCGAGGUUGCGGCGUACUGGAGGAGCGUCGUCGAUAUCAACGAGUACCAGAAGGACCGCUUCACCAAACGCAUCAUCCAAUGCCUCUUCAACUCGCUCAAGAACAAGAAGAUCGCCAUCCUGGGGUUCGCGUACAAGAAGGAUACGGGCGAUACGCGUGAGAGCGCGGCCAUCACCGUGGUGGAGAGCUUGGUGGCCGAGGACGCGAAACUCAGCAUCUACGACCCCCGCGUCGAGGAAGAACAGGUCUGGUCCGACCUCAAGCAGACCCAUAUCGGCCUCCCGAAGAUGAAGGAGAACGUUACCCUGUGCUCGAGCGUCUACGAUGCGUGCGCGGACAGCCACGCCGUCAUCAUCUUGACCGAGUGGGAUGACACCUCGUCGGGCAUGCCCCGCAUGGACUGGGCACACGUCGCCUCGGUCAUGCGGCGCCCGAUGUUCGUCUUCGACGGCCGCAACGUCGUCGACAAGUCGAAGCUGGAGGAUCUGGGGUUCCGCGUCGAGUGCAUCGGGAAGCCCGGGUCCGCGUCGUUUCGCGAGCGGGGCAGCGUACCCAGCGGGCGGAAGAGCAGCCAGGAAGGUUCGCCUGUUUAA
Molecule: messenger RNA, 2072 nt
Organism: Eremomyces bilateralis CBS 781.70
Lineage: Eukaryota; Fungi; Ascomycota; Dothideomycetes; Eremomycetales; Eremomycetaceae
Product: UDP-glucose 6-dehydrogenase
Exons: 3
Coding region: 435-2072 (545 amino acids)
Biological process (GO): glycosaminoglycan biosynthetic process
Cellular component (GO): nucleus; cytosol
Molecular function (GO): UDP-glucose 6-dehydrogenase activity; NAD binding
Source: RefSeq, a predicted model, not a curated record